AUGAGUGAUCAGGACAUAUAUAUCGAUCCCAAGUUGUUCAAAACUAGGCUUGCGAUCUUGCAGAAAAACCUAUCCAACAACACUUUCAAAGAUGUCAACAAUUUGCUUUUCAUUGUUGGCGUUUCUGAUUCGGACUACAAUCCAUAUCAGAAGUCGCUUAUUUUGCAGAACUACUUGCUAGGCUACGAGUUUCCCUCCACCUUGAUAUUCAUCACAAAGGACUUGCUAAUCUUUGUCACAUCGCUCUCGAAGGGCAAGUACUUGAAACACUUGACCAAUGACAAAGAUAUUUUGCUUUGGACAAGAAGCAAAAACGCUGCUCAAAAUCUAAAAAUCUUCAAUGAUUUAAUUGACAAGAUUGUUCAAUUGAACCCUGACUCUAAAUCAAUUAAUAUUGGGGUCCCAAUAAAGGACAAGGUUCAGGGAAAGUUCAUCAAUGAAUGGAAUCAGGUUUUCGAUAAGAGAAACUCAGAAUCUCCCGAUACUUUAUCCUUUAAUAAAAUUGACAUUUCUCUAGGCUUAUCCAUUUCAAUUCAAUUAAACGAUCCAAUUGAAUUGGGUUUCCUCAAAAUCGCCUCAAAAUCGUCUAAUAUCAUGAUUAAAUAUUUCACCGACCAAAUGAUUAAAAUCGUUGACGACGAGUUAAAGAUAUCCCACGAAAAAUUCUCUGAAAAUAUUGAAGCCAAAAUUGAUGACAAUAAAUUCCUACUCCUACAAAAAAAGAAAUACUUUGAUCCUUUAAAACUAAACGUUGACUUAAAUAGUCUUGACUGGUGCUACACUCCAAUCAUUCAAUCCGGUGGUACUUAUGAUUUAAAACCCAGUGCUGCCUCAAACUCAAACUUGUUAAGUUAUGAGGGCAUAAUCAUUGCUUCCUUAGGUAUCAGAUAUCGUUCAUACUGCGCUAACGUUGCUAGAACCUUUUUAAUCGAUCCAACCAAGGAAAUGGAAUCAAAUUACCAAUUUCUACUAAACGUUCAAAAAUUCAAACUUUCUUUACUAAAGGUUGGCAAAAAGGCUUCUGAGGUUUAUAACGAAACUCUUGAAUACAUCAAGAAGGAAAGACCCGAUUUAACCAACAACUUUCUUAAAAAUUGCGGUUGGCUAACUGGUUUGGAUUUCAAGGAUUCCACAUUUUUGUUAAACUCAAGAAAUGAACGAUCUAUACAAAACUCCUUGGUCUUCAAUUUAGUCACUGGUUUUCAUAACAUUAAAAACCCGAAUUCAAAAUCAAACAAUGAUAAAGUUUAUUCGUUAUUACUAAUUGACACUGUUCAAAUCAACGACAACAACCCAGUUAUAUUAACAGAUUAUUCAAAGAAUAAAGAUGUUGUCUCAUUUUACUUUAACGAUGAAGAGGAAGAUGACAACGACGCCAAUUCAAGAAGAAGCUCAAAUAUCUUAAAUACAAAGCUCAGGCGUGAAAAUAAAAACCAAGUUGAAGAUUUGGAGAAAAUUAAAAGAGAAACACAAAAAAAAUUACACCAAAAGAGAUUAAAAGAAGGGCUUGCACGAUUUUCUGCAAGUGAUACUCAAAACCAAGAUGAGAAAAAACCAGUCUUUAAAAGAUAUGAAUCCUAUGUUAGAGAAUCUCAAAUCCCAACCAAUGUUAGAGAUUUAAGAAUUCAUAUUGAUUCAAAAUCACAAACUUUUAUUUUACCAAUUUGUGGAAGGCCUGUUCCAUUUCAUAUCAAUGCCUAUAAAAACAGUUCAUUAAAUGAGGAAGGAGAAUAUACUUAUUUUAGAUUGAAUUUUAAUACCCCAGGUGGUAUUACAAGUAAAAAAGACAAUGAAUUACCCUAUGAAGAAGGUUCGGAUAAUAACUUUGUUAGAAGUUUAACCCUACGUUCAAAGGACCAUCAAAGAAUGGCAAAGGUUCACAAACAAAUUUCAGAUUUAAAAAAAAGCGCUGUGAAAAGAGAACAGGAAAGAAAAGCGAUGGCUGAUGUCGUUGAACAAGCCAACUUAAUUGAACUAAAUAAAUCAAAGGUCAGAACUUUAUAUUCUCUAUUUGUCAGACCCUCUCCUGAUUCCAAAAGAAUUGCAGGUAAUUUGCAAAUUCAUCAAAAUGGUUUAAGAUAUUUUUCGCCCUUAAGACCCUCGCAAAGAAUUGAUAUUUUAUUUUCAAAUAUUAAACACUUAUUUUUUCAACCAUGUCAAGAUGAAUUGGUUGUUUUAAUUCAUUGUCAUUUAAAGACCCCAAUAAUGGUUGGCAAGAAAAAGGCAUUAGAUAUCCAAUUUUUCAGAGAAGCCUCGGAUAUCUCAUAUGAUGAAACCGGUGGUCGCAAAAGAAGAUAUAGAUAUGGUGAUGAAGAUGAGUUGGAACAAGAACAAGAAGAAAGAAGAAGAAGAGCUAUAUUAGAUAAAGAAUUUAAAACAUUUGCAGAAACAAUUGCUGAAGCCACUAAUGGAUUAGUUGAUUUAGACAUUCCAUUCAAAGAGUUGGGAUUCAAUGGUGUUCCAUCAAGAGCAUCGGUGUUUUGUAUGCCAACGAGAGAUUGUCUUGUUCAACUAUUGGACCCACCAUUUCUAGUUAUAACUUUGGAGGAAAUUGAAAUGGCGUAUUUUGAAAGAGUGCAAUUUGGAAUCAAGAAUUUUGAUUUGGUUUUUGUGUUUAAAGAUUUUGCUAAACCAGUUGUCCACAUAAAUACCAUACCAAUCGAUGUGUUGGAGGAUUUGAAGACGUGGUUGACCGAUGUUGAUAUUCCAUACUCUGAAGGUAGAGUCAAUCUUAAUUGGGGGCCUAUUAUGAAGACUAUCUCAUCGGAUCCAUACCAGUUCUUUAAAGAUGGUGGAUGGGAAUUUUUAACUGGAACCGAUGAAGACGAAGAGUCGGGCGAGUCAGAACAAGAGUCUGAGUUCCAAGCAAGUGAUUCGGACCCUGAAGACGAAACUGACAGCUACAGCGAAAGCGAAGAAGACGAUUACACUGGAAGUUCCAGCGAGGAAGCCAGUUCAAGUGAAGAAGAAGAAGGUGAAGACUGGGACGAGUUGGACAGGAAAGCUGCUAAAGCAGAUAGCAGGAGGGGGGAGAGGUUCUAG
Molecule: messenger RNA, 3042 nt
Organism: Ascoidea rubescens DSM 1968
Lineage: Eukaryota; Fungi; Ascomycota; Saccharomycetes; Ascoideales; Ascoideaceae
Gene: SPT16
Product: chromatin-remodeling protein SPT16
Exons: 2
Coding region: 1-3042 (1013 amino acids)
Biological process (GO): transcription elongation by RNA polymerase II; positive regulation of transcription elongation by RNA polymerase II
Cellular component (GO): FACT complex
Molecular function (GO): nucleosome binding
Source: RefSeq, a predicted model, not a curated record